AGCACUUGUUUGUAUAUUUAGUAUUGGUAAGAUGUGGAUGUCUUCUCAUAUUUUGAUAAAUGAAUGUCAAAUAUAUAAUGCUAAUGUUAUUACAGAUGCAGAGAAUAGAAGACGAACAAGCAACACAAAAGCACCAAUGUGAAGAUUUACGGAGAGAAAAUAAAGAAUUUCAAAGCCAGAUACAAAACCUCCAGAAGGUGAUCGAGGAAAAGGACAACGAUAUCAGACAACUUAAAGAUGCAAGGACAGCAGCAGCAGAGAGCAAGGUACAGGAACCUCAGGAUGCAGUGCAAGAGACAACCACCCAGGACAAACACGGAAGGGAAGAAGGAAAGACAGGUUUGAUCUCUAUAACCUGUUGAGAACGUUAUUCUCUGCCUUUAGUGACGUGACAAGGGGGGGAGCCACUGCCACAGUGACACGAGCUGGUGGAAGUGUUGCACGUCAAGGAG
This is a messenger RNA of Haliotis rubra (blacklip abalone), 452 nucleotides long. RefSeq lists its product as uncharacterized. The transcript is spliced from 6 exons. The coding region runs from base 60 to 362 and encodes 100 amino acids. NCBI's taxonomy places the organism in Eukaryota, Metazoa, Mollusca, Gastropoda, Lepetellida, Haliotidae. The record is from RefSeq and is a predicted model, not a curated record.